AAUGAUUCCGCAUGUAACGAUACAGCCCUGAAGCUAGAUACAAGUUCAUCGCACUCUGUUGUCUACUUGAGGAUCAGGGAAGUAAGCGGAAGGUGUACAGCUGAUGUGCAUGGGAACCCUUAGAACCUGCUGUCAAGCCUGAUCCGUUGCAGAUGUAUCUUAUAUAUCAUAUUGAAUGAAUUAAUGGAUCUGCGGCUACUUAAAUUUUGUCAGUGAGCAAGAAGUGAGUGACAUCAGAUCAUCUCCUUACUGAAAUGCAAACAAAAUUACCUUCAUAUACGAGUGAUCUCUGUUAAGAAUGUUCCAUAAAUCUUUCAGUCAAUAGAUCAGAGGCAUCUAAAGCGCACACUAUGUGUUAGUCCUGGCAAAGUGUACGAGAGACACGAAUUUAGAUACCUGGCUGCACGUUCGUGCUCCCACUGAUCAUGGACGCGCAGAGGCUACGUCCCAUCAAUACCGAGCCACUGCUUGGGCAUCCGAAAUAUAUGAAGGUGGCUGACUUGAACAGAGGCGCAUUUGGAUUCGUCCAACUAGCAAAAAACUUGGAAACUGGUGAGCAAGUGGCGAUAAAAUUCAUAGAGAGGGGCGACAAGAUCAGCAAGUAUGUGGAGCGGGAAAUCAUGAAUCACAAGCAGCUGCGGCACCCACACAUAGUUGAACUCAGAGAGGUAUUUCUUACGCCAGAGUACCUGGCCAUUGCCAUGGAGUAUGCGACGGAUGGCGACAUGUUUCAGCUGGUUGUGCGGCGGCGGGGCUUGCUGGAGAAGGACGCUCGCUGGUAUUUCCAGCAGCUCAUCAUCGCAGUCGACUACUGCCACAGAAUGGGGGUGGCUAACAGGGACAUCAAGCUUGAGAACACGCUGCUGGAAGGCACCGCCAGGCCCAUCAUCAAGAUCUGCGAUUUUGGCUAUUCCAAGCACGAGGUGUACAACUCAGCGCCGGGGUCUCGGGUGGGGACGCCAGCCUACCUGGCUCCCGAGGUCAUCCUGACCACCAAGGGGAAGACCUACAACGCCAAGGUGGCGGAUGUGUGGUCAUGCGGUGUGAUGCUGUAUGUGAUGCUGGCGGCCGCGUACCCCUUUGGGCGGCCGGAGGAUGAGCAGAUCAAGCCCUCCGCUCGCAUGCACGUCAUGCUGCAGCGGAUCCUGAACGUGCAGUACGAGCUGCCGGCGCAUGCGGUGGUGACGCCGGAGUGCCGCGAUCUGCUGGCCCAGAUUCUGGUGGCCGACCCGGAGCGCCGCAUCAGCCUGGCCGACGUGCAGCGCCACCCCUGGUUCCGCCGGGACCUGCCCCCGGGGGUCGCCGACAUGAACGACCGCCUCCUCGCCGACCCCUCCUCCCACCGCUCCUCCGCCACCCAGGCACGUUCCGCGCCCAGGGGCUACUAUUAUACCUGCUGCUGUGGGGUGCAGAGCUUGGAGGAGACGCUGAUGAUAGUGCGGGAGGCGAUGGUGCGGCCGCAGACGGCCGUGCUGCAGCACCCGCUCGACUUUGACAACGAUGACACGCUGGACUCUUUCAUUGGAGACCAUGGCGCCUAUGAUGAUGACAUCCCCUACCUCAACGACGAUGUCCUGCCCUUCCUCAGCUCCAGGGAGCUCCAACAGCACGACUUCUAG
Molecule: messenger RNA, 1619 nt
Organism: Coccomyxa subellipsoidea C-169
Lineage: Eukaryota; Viridiplantae; Chlorophyta; Trebouxiophyceae; Coccomyxaceae
Product: kinase-like protein
Exons: 9
Coding region: 426-1619 (397 amino acids)
Biological process (GO): protein phosphorylation; intracellular signal transduction
Molecular function (GO): ATP binding; protein serine/threonine kinase activity
Source: RefSeq, a predicted model, not a curated record